Messenger RNA from Schistosoma curassoni, 2012 nucleotides. NCBI's taxonomy places the organism in Eukaryota, Metazoa, Platyhelminthes, Trematoda, Strigeidida, Schistosomatidae. The record is from the annotation of a GenBank genome assembly.
CCGAUCUUGGCGAGAAUUCUGAGUUUUGGGAAAGCUGCAUUAUAAAUUUUCUGGAGAUACGAAAAAAGCUAAAACCUUUCUUAGGUGUGGGUCCUAUUAAAGUAGGACUUGUAGGAGUACUGCAAAUACCAGUAAAGAGACCAAUGACCCCCUAUUGCACCAUAUAUGGUGCAGGCAUAUAUACUUGAAUUUUAAUUUCGUACUUUUAAUUUUAUAUAACAGUGGACGAAGAGUGUUUUCUUUUUUAGCUGUAACUCAGUGCUUAGUGCUUUACGUUGCCAUCGUGAUAAAUCCGCAAUAUUUCAUGAGCUGGCGGACAAUAUCAACAAAAACUUCAUUUACAAGGGUUCUUAUUGCAGUCCCAUGCAUUUGGUAACCCGAAAAACCCUAUAAACCUGUAGUUGCACAUAGGCGUUGAUAAGCUUUCUUUUGUUAACACCAACUAACAAGCUGAAUCUGCUUAUAAGUACUACACCCAAUAUAGGGUGGCGACAAUCGAUUUGCUUGUAUGAAAUGUCUCCACUGUAUGUAGACGUUUAUCAUGUUCCCUCUGCAUAAUAACAAAAGCUCACCUACAAUGUACUUUUGUAUUAAACAAAUAUUUAGACUAACGCUUAUCUUGGGUAAAAUUGUUAUCUAACUCAGUACUCACAGGUCAUUUCCAUAGAUCCUUCAACUACCAGUAGUUUCUUAAGAAGCAUUUGUAAAAUGUAUUCAAUAAGAGUAAGUCGCUGUAACGACUUACAUACAAUUACAAUAGCACUAGUUGUUUGGGCCCUAAUAAUGGGGGAACAGGGUUGUCUUCAUGUUAAAGGAUCGUGUUGGCGAAAUUCCUGGUUACGAAACCAACCUGGUUACUACCCACCACAUUUACCUUCAUCUACUGGUAAAACUUUAUGACAAAACUUGAUAUUAAUCAUACUGUUAUGCUAACGCUGUUGUAAACACGUUUAAUUUGGAAAGCCGAAUAUCUUAUAAGUUUAUGUAUCAAGUACUCAGAAUGCUCUCUAUCUAGUAUGGAUGAUAAUGAUGAUGCUCCAUUAGAAACGUCAUUUAAGGAAUUUAAGAGAAAGAAAAUAUAUCUAACAGAAAACCUUAAAAGUGUUUAUCAAGACGGUAUUCAAUCGUUGAAACGUAAACAAAAUCGCAAGAGUGACCCUAGAUUUGACCCUAGAGUUGAUGGUAUUUGUCACGUUGAUGAUUGGGAAUUUUUAGAAGAUGAAAGAGCGAAAACCUUAAAAAAACUAAAAAAGAUGCUGCGUCAGAAUUUAGACCCGAACAAACGUAAGGAAGUGACGGAUGCGUUACAUUUGGUAAGACAGCGAAUAGCCACAGCAAAAGAUAGAAAAUUCCGUAAGCAAUUCAUGGAUAAACUGCAGAAGGAACAAAUUGAAAACUUGGAAUCAGGGAGAUCCGUUCGUUUUAUUCCUCGAGCGGAACUCCGUAAACUCGUUCAGAAUGAACGUCUGGCACAAAUGAGUAAACGGCAAAAAGAGCGGUAUUUGAAUAGGAAAAAAAGAAGAUUUACUUCGGAUGAUAGAUAAAUUUAUUUAUAUAUUCUGCAUAUAGUUUUCCUAAAUGAUACAUUCGAAUCGCCCACUGUAAAUUACUGUACAUUUGUAAAAAUUAUUAUCUCAUCCCAACAAUGUAUUCUUUGUCCUCUAUCAGUAUCUGUUUUUUUUGUUUAUAUAUAUAUCGGUAACAUUUUAGUAUUCGGUUCAUACUGAAACUACACGAUCACAAAUUUCAGCAACAUAUGUAACAAUGAAUGUUUAAGUUGAAUUUUACCACUUUCCAAUUGAGCAUAUUAACAGUGUCCUUGCGUGUGUUCAAAGUAUUUCUGAAACAACUUGAUUAAUAAAUUAUAUGUAUAACUUUAUUCCCAUUAUUCUUUCAAUUUAUUAAUCUUAAUUUUCUUACGUUAGGAUCAGUCCUCAGUGAUUGCUCUUUCAAAUGAAGUGAUUUUUAGCUCUAUAGAUAUAAAAAGACUAUUAUAUAAUUUUCCGUUUAAA